AUUAUUCACCGACACAUCCAAUAUUUUCUAUCGUCAUUGUAACUCAAUUUUUUUAGUGCUUUUUCCCAACAUUUCCAAUUCGAUUUGUAUUUAUCACUCAAAAGAAGUACCAAUUUUUAUACUCUGAAAAUUUCCAGAUCUGCAAUUUGCUGCAUAGACUUCUAAUUCCGGCUUCUAGAAUCUUCCAUUAUCGUGUAUGCAUAGUUUCAAUCGGAUCACCGGCGAGAACUGUGACCGGCUGUUUCUGCAAUGAGUUAUCGGAGGGAUCAUCGAGCCCAUAGAGCUGCUCUCUUUGAUAACUACGAUAGUAUUGAGGAAGGUGGUAUAAGGGCUUCAUCUUCCUAUCCCCGUGAUCUUGAUGAACGAGACAAUGACAAAGCUGUUGAUAGCUUACAGGACAGAGUCAGCUUUUUAAAGAAAUUAACAGGUGACAUACAUGAGGAGGUGGAGACCCACAACAAGAUGCUAGACCGAAUGGGGAAUGAGAUGGAUUCAUCUAGAGGAAUCAUGUCAGGAACUAUGGAUCGGUUCAAGAUGGUGUUUGAGAAGAAAUCGAAUCAGAAAGUGUGCAAACUUGUUGGAUACUUCGUACUUUCCUUUUUCCUAAUAUACUACAUAUUUAGGUUUCUCAUGUAUUUCAUGUAUGGUUGAGGGUCAGGAUCACUAAGAUUGUUCAUCCAAAUUAGUUGGCCACAACACACUUUCACCAUUCUCAUCGGUAAAAGCUGGCAUCGUAAAUAUUAUAUUUCAUGUUGUGUCAAAUCGUUGAAACGGAAGAGAUCUUUAGUCAUAUGUUUGAAAAAUCAUACAGAAAGCAAUGUGGUAUUAUAAACUUGACAAAAGAAUUGUUUUUUUUUUUUGGUUCAUAGACGUGUAUAUUAAGCAUAUAUUUCAAUGUUAUGCUGUGACAACUUCUGUUUUUUUAACUGAAAAAUGUUGAAAGUCCGGUAAUA
This is a messenger RNA of Solanum pennellii, 953 nucleotides long. RefSeq names its product bet1-like SNARE 1-2. NCBI's taxonomy places the organism in Eukaryota, Viridiplantae, Streptophyta, Magnoliopsida, Solanales, Solanaceae. The coding region runs from base 250 to 651 and encodes 133 amino acids. The record is from RefSeq and is a predicted model, not a curated record. The transcript is spliced from 6 exons.